CCGCGCCUCUCCCGCCCGGGACGGACUGAGCCGAGCUGGCGCUCGCGCCGGGUCAGUCCUGCCGUCGCCGGGUCCCGCGGCGCCCGGCCGGGCUGCGGACACUGGGCACCAGCUAGUCCGCUUCCCGCGGACUGCCCCUGCCGCGCCCGGGAGAUGUCCGGCGGCCGGAGGAGGGGCAGCGCCCCCUGGCACAGCUUCUCCCGGUUCUUCGCUCCCCGAAGCCCUUCCCGGGACAAGGAAGAGGAAGAGGAGGAAAAGCCGGGGACGAGCCAGCCUCCCGCUGCCGGCCGGAGCGCUGCCAGUGUUGAAAAUGAACCCAUGAGCGCAAGUCAGAAAAAGGAAAAUGUACUUUCAUCAGAAGCAGUCAAGAUUCCCCAAAGUGAGGACAAAAGGAACCAUGCUGAGAAGCCAGUCACUCUUCCAACACAGGGAGAUCUCAAAAAGCCAAAUGAUCUUUCCGGUUCUACUUCAGAAACCAAAAUAGGAGAAAGUGAUAGACAGCCAAAAGAAAGCUUUUUUCACUUUCUUGGUAACCUGUUCAAUAUCUCAGGAAAAUCAUCUCUGGGUGAAGCUAAACAUUCUUCUUUCAAAGAUGACCAUGAUAAAACUGAGAAAGAUUUACAGAAUCCCAGUGACCAUCACGAGGAAGCCAUCAAAAGAGAGAGGGAGAUGAUCCGUGGCUCCCUGGGAACACAGACACUUCCAACAGAAGAGCAAGAGUCCAACUCAGCUGAACUCUCAGAUGCCUUUUCUUUGGAUACAACACAAGACAGUGAACAGGAAACCGGUGAUGAGCUAAAACAAAUUGAUGGUAAACCAGAGAGGCCUUCAGUAACAUAUGCAACGUAUCGAGGCCCCAGACAAAUUAGGAAAUAUUUAAAGCAACAGACUCUGUUGACAACUGUGAAUACCUUGGACAGAGAAAAUGAAAGUUCUGACUCUAGUACACACACACACACUGACCCUGGGAGUGAGAUCGAGGCUGGGCCGGUGCCAUCAUUGUCAUCAGCUAGCACAGACUCAUCUACAAAAGGAUAUUUGCUUGGAGGUCCAUUAGAAGACUCUGAUUGUAGCAAAAUAAGUCUCAACACAGAAAGCCACCUGACAAAAAACCCAGAACUGCAGAAUACUGCUUCUUCUAAGGCUCAUUUAAAUAUAAAUGAUCCUGGGGGCCCUGAGAGAAAUAGAUCAUCCCCUUCUUCUGUGACUAACUCCAGCUAUGCUGUUGAAGAAUCUGACUCACAGCACCAUUUAAGUUGUAUACCAGUUUCUCAGACUGACAAAAAUUUGGUAUAUUCAGCAUUGUUGACAGGAAGUAAUAGCAAAGUCCCUUGCAGUCCAGAUUUUCAAAGGCUAAGUACAGUGGAAAAUACGGUAAAAGAAAACAGCUCUGCGUUGAGUAAUAGGACAUUGAUGCAAAGAGAAGAGCAUGUUAAGCCUCAGAGCCCUGCUAUUUCUGACUUCUCUUCUAGUAAAUCUGAUGGGAGUGACACUACUGAACAAGAAAGUACAAAUUUGCCAAGUCCAAAUAAAUCAAUUAGGCAUGAAGAUCUGCAGUUGCCAGAGAGUGAGUGUUCUGACAAGCAAACUGUACAUAACUCAUCAAAGCAGUCUGCCAAUCGCACUGGUGCCACUGCUCUUCAGAGACAUGCUGUGAUAGACACAGAACUUGUAAAUGAAGGAAAGAGGUUGUCUGCUCAACACUCACAGAAAAUUUUGGCUGUUACAGAAAUCAGGCAAGAAACAGAAAGUACCUCAGCUGGUGAACCUAUAACUUUAAGUCAUGUAAAAGCUCCAGAAGAUAGAAUUGAGUCCUCACCAAAAGAUACUGACCGAUUGUUUGAAACAGAAGCCAAAAAUCUUGAUUUUAGGCCACAUGACAAAACUCCUCACAUUAUUAGAAAAAAUCAAAGGGACCCAGCCUCUGUAAAAUACAUCAGUGAAUCGACAGUUGUAGCAAGCUUAGAAAGUAUUAAUAAAAUAGCACCUGCAUCGAAUUUUGGACUUAAUAGAAAUCACAUUUCCAAAUCUCGUCUUGACUCUGAGAGUCCUCAACAAGCCAAAGUAUCACCUGAUGUUAAAACAGCUCUUACCCUUGACUGUAAAAAAUCAAAUUUCAGUACUUCACCUCCUACCUUUGUUUCUGGAGUUGGGAUGUUGAGCAAGGUAGAUAUUCCUGUGUUAAAGAAUGAGGCUUCCUCUGUGCUCAUUGAAACUGGGGAUGUCGUUGGCAUUUCCUGUCAGCCUACAAAGCAUCAAGAAGAAAAUGUGACAAAUCCUGUGGAGGCUGCAGACAGGAAGAAUCCUCAUCCUCCACCUCACUGUGAGCAUGCACCUGCAGUUCUUGAUUCCAAAGAAGUUCUUCCUGAUAGUGAAAAAUGCCAAAUUCCUCUAGGUCUUGAAGCCAGUGGCACUUACUUAACUGGGGUGGACCCACUGAGCUUUGAGUCUGGAAGCCUCACUGAGGAACACAGUUCCAUUUCAUCUCAAGACCCUAAUAAAGCAGAGUUAAUGCCUUCAAACACUAAUGCAAGUAAGAACAUGAUGGAGAAGUGUGAUCCUCUGUCCUUGGAAACCAAGACUGAUAACAUUGCUAAAAUUUUAUCAAACACUGAAGGUGAUGGUCAGAAGAGUGUUCCUGUUGAAUCUCAGUCUGGAAGAGGAAAAAUGAUACCCUUGUCCAAGAUAUCUGUUUCCCAAACAGAGCCCAGAAACAUUUCUCGGGAUAAAAUUUUUUCUUCUCCAUUUGAAAUUACAGAUGGGCUAGAAAAGCCUAUUUUAUUGGAAUUAACUUCUCUAGAGAUUGAACAGUACAAAAGUUUUGAACCAAUGGACCAUAAGGGGAUUAAAGAGAAAUGUUCAGCUUCUAGCCUUAAAGAGAAUUGCCAAGCUGAGGUUUCUCCACUUGCCUCCAAAUAUCAAGGUAUACAAGAAACAGAAGCAGACACCUUAACCUCUCCUCCUGCUCUUCUCGAAAGUAUUGUAUCUGGGAUUUUACCACCUGUUCAUGAUGAGAAAGUCAUUAGGGAAAUAGCACAGAAUUGUGAUGUCAACACUUGUAUGAUUCGUCAAUCUUUGGAUAAUUGUGGGACUAAAGAAAUCUGUGGUCUCUCAGAAAUGGCAGAACUGAGCUUAACUAAUAUUUCCCCAAAAUUCCAAGAAACUGACAGCAUAAAAGUAAAUUCACCUUUUCUAGGUUCUGAUAUCAGUUUGGAAAAAAAUGUUUUUGCAUCUGAGGAUUCAAGCUUUCAUAAUGUACCUUCUGUGCUGAGAUCAGAAAAUAAAGCCUCAUCUCACAAAAAGAAAGAGAACACUCAUUUUCUAAGUAGGGGUACUGAUAGUGUGUCUUCUUCCGCUAGUCACUCUGAAGAAGUUAGCAUGGUUAUAAAUUCACAUAAACCCCAAAAUAAUCUUGAUUCUGUAAGAGUCACCAAAGAUCUCACAUGCGAAGGUAACUCUUCAACUAACCUGCUGUAUCCUAAUAGCUCUUAUUUGGAAUUUGAAACACCUGUCUCAGUAGGGGCAGAAGUGACCCCAUUUCAGGAACAUUUUGGGAUUCAUACUGGGAAGGUAUCUCUUGAUUUCCCAACCACUGCCCAGUUUGACAAUCCCAUGGAAGCAGAGACUGGAGCAGUUGCUGGGGCUCCAACGUCAGUUAACAGCUCAAGCCAGCCGUGUUCUGAACCAUCUGCUGAACACAUAGAAGCUAGGAGAAGAGCACGUGACCAACUUUUGGACCUCAAAAGUGGUUUACUUAAAACGGCUGAUACACUAACUGAGGAAAUUGUUAAUUCUGUUAGGGAAGAAUUAAAAUCCAAAUACACAGUCGGUACCUGCCAGGAGCUAAUAGCCAUAGACAGUAUAAUGAAUCCAGGUACCCCAAAAGAAGACAUCCCUGAGAAAAACCCAUCAGAAGUGAUGCUAACAGGGAUCCAACUGUCAGAUGGUUUGGAAGAGCAGGGCAUGGAAAACGUGUCAGAAGCCAAAGAAGAGAAAGCCUGUGUUUCACCUACAGCUGGUGAGAAGAGUCUCCUUUUUGAUUCUGAUGGAAUGAAUGUAUCUUGUUUGUUAGAAGAUCAAGCCAGGGAGUUAGUCAAUGAAAUUAUUUAUUCAGCCCAAGAAAAUUUGACAAAUGAUGCUUUUGAAGAUACUGAGGAUACCUGGGAUUCUGAACUUCAGGCUAAUACUUCAAAAAUUCUGAACAGUGAUAGUGUUAAGCCACAUGAUGUAGUUAGGGAGUUCUUGGUAUCAGAACAGGCAGUUAAUCAAAGCACACAUGAAAUUAGUGAAAAUAAAAUAUUAAGUAGAUUCUUCUCUGUAAGUAACCUAGUUAGUGGUACAGAGCCAAUUAAAGGAAGAGAAAUUGUUGUCUACCAAAAAUCCCCAUUUUCUGGGAAUGGAGCUGGGCAAUCUGAUAGUAUAAAUUUGCAGGAAUCAGAUACUGUUUUACUAGCUAAUGACAUGCCACAUAAAGGGUUAGAUGAUAGGGUAAAAAGACAUUUAUUUUGCAGUGAGGACUGUAAGGAAACAACAGAAGUAGAGUAUGUGGAUAAUCACAAAACUGGGACAGAGGACACAAGAACCCUUGUGUUAAAUUUCAAAUGGCCUCCAUUUGUGAAUGAUGACAUCCAUGCCCCUGGUACGUCCAAAAGCAGUUUCUCUGAUAGUCUUGUAUGUAUGUCUGACAAAAGCUUGCCGGGACAUAGUAAAAACACACCUCUUGCAGUGUCAGAAAUAGGGAAAGUACACAAAAAGGAUAAUGAAGCAAAUAUAGGGAAAAUCGAGCUUAUACCUUCCAUGUUAGAAAUGGGAAAAACAAAUAAAAAGGAUGCUGAAUUGAACAUUAUGAAAUAUGAGACAGUCCCUCCAAUGUUAGAAAUGGGAAGAAUGCAUAAAACAAAUGUGGAACUAAAUACCACAAAAACUGAGCCAAGAGCUGAUGUGUUUAAUAUGGGAGAAACAUACCAAAUGGAUGCUGAGAGGCAUAUUGAAAAAACUGAGGGAUUACCUGUUACUUUAGGAAUGGAAAAAGCUCAUAAUAUGAAGGCUACUGAAGGGGAUAUUGGCAAAACUAAGGUGGUGCCUGUUAUGUCAGAAGCUAAAAAUAUCUACCAAAAGGAUGCUGAAGGGGAUAUCGCCAAGACAGAGGUGACACCCAUUACAGUAGAAAUGGAGAAUAUUUACCAAAAGCACGCUGAAGGGGAUGUUGGCAAGACCGGGGUGACAUCUGUGUCAGAAGUGGAAAAUCUCUACCAAAAAGAUGGUGAGGGGAUUACUGAAAAAGCUGAAGUGCCACCUCUUACAUUAGAGGUGGAAGAUACUUACCAAAAUGAUGCUGAAGGGGACAUUGUGAAGGCUGAAGUGACACCUGUGAGGUUAGAAAUGGAAAACAUUUACCCAAAGGAUGUUGAAAGAGAUAGUGGCAAAACUGAGGCGAUGCCAAUUAUGUUAGGAGUAUUAAACGUUUCCCAAAAAGAUGCCAAAGGGAUUACCGGAAAGACUGAGAGACCUGCGUUGGAAAUGGAAGCAACUUACUGGAAGGAUGCUGAGGAGGUCAUCAGGAACACUGACAUGGUGCCGUUUGUGGUAGAAGUGAAUGAAUCACGCAAGAAGGCAGCACCUGCCUCCUUAGAAAUGGAAAAAGCACUCAAGAGGAAUGCUAAAGAGACUAUUGGAACGAGCGUGUCUAUGCCCUCUAUGAUAGAAAGGGAAAGAACAUCCCCAGAAGAUUCUGGUGGGGAUCGAGAGAGAGACAGAGUGUUACCCACAGUGGUAGACGUUGAGAAAACACACGGAACAGGACCAGAAUUGACCGUUACACAAGUGAAGGCCAUACCUCCCAUAUUUGAAACUGAAAAAGCACCCCAAGAGUGUGCUGAAGGGGAUGUCGAAGAAAUGAAGCAAGAACCCACUGAAAUAAAGGAAGGCAUGAUAGCGCACGACAACAGACUUGCUUCACAUUUCAGGGAAUAUGAACCACCUACGUUAAGUAAGGAUUAUGAGGGCUAUCCAGCCUUAGCAAUGCCAGAUUUCCAACCUGAGGACACCGUAGUAAGGUUAGACCAAAGAAUGUCUGUUACUGCAGUCUAUGACAGGAGGCGAGAUCUGGAUUACAACGAUGAAAAAGGAGAAUAUGAUUUAGCUUUUGUUUCUCAGGAUGAACAAGAACAUUCUUCCUUUACUAUAUUAUAUGAAGAGCCCCUUCAAGACGAGGAGGACAAGUAUGCUUCUGCAGAAGUAAGAAGAACACGGUCUGUCUUGUUUCCUGAUACGUCCCCUGACAGCAUGCCCGUGCUGGCAUGUGAAAGAUCAGAGAGUAGAACCGACCUUGUCCAUCACUUUGAAAAAGAUACUAAAUUAGGUGAGACAUUUGAUAGUGAUAGUUCAGAAAUGUUCUUAUCAGUGGAGGCCAAAAGGUACAAAAUUUACCCUUUAGCUUUGUCUCCCAUUUAUGAGGAUGACAGCUCACAGGAGGACAUUCUCUCUAAUGAGGUGUCACCAGGUCACCAUGGCUCCAUGAAAUCAAGAGAGAGUGAAAACCAGCCCUCUUCUGUUUUAUCGCUUCUCCAGUCAGUGUCAGAGCGUUUAAAGAUGAAUUUUGAUGGAAAUGACAGACAGGCAACUGAGGAAGAAGAGGAGGAGGAGGAAGCCUUGUAUAAAGGAGGCCUGAGAGCUCAAAGGAGGGAGCAUGUUACCUUCCAGUUGCUAGAUCCUUCCAUCCCAUUUUACCCUGAGGAUGACCAGGAAAGCACUGAAAUUUCUAAGAAUUCAUAUGUCAUGUCAAAUGAACCUACUACCUCCAAUCUGCAAAUUGGUCUGUGGCCAGAAAAGACCUCAUUUCUCCAAAAAUCUGACCUUACUUCUAAACUACAUUCUUCUUUAAAGAGUGCUUAUCAUCAGUAUUUGCAGACUUCCAAAACUCAUUCCUCGGAAAAAGGAGCCAGAUUUGGUGGGAUUUUACAGGAACCGGUGUCAAAGUAUUUCCGUGUUCAAGACAACUCAGGCAGAUUGAACCCAUUCAUAGAGAAUCUUGACAAACAAACUCUCAGAUGUAACCCAAGACCUGGGAAGAUGGUUAUCUAUGAUCUACAUGGAAGUAAAUAUAAACAAGAGGUUUACUGUAAUAUUCCUGAUGCUACAUCAUGGUCCUUUCCGAAUGGGGUACUAAUAAAAGUUGUAAGGGGCUGCUGGAUUAUAUAUGAGAAACCACAUUUCCAAGGUCAGAAAUGUGUGUUAGAAGAAGGGGAAAAGGUGUUAAAUCGUGAUUGGAUUCUUCAGAACAGAAGGCAUCCACAGAGAAACUUUGUAUUGGGUUCCGUCAAACGUGUGUUAAAGGAUUGCAGCAUUCCAGAGAUAGAGCUUUGCCCACAAUCUGACCAAGGAAGUUGUCCUAUCUAUAUACAGCGGGCAAUCCCUAAUUUGGAAGAACUGAAUAUCCCCAAAUCUAUGUCCUUCACUGUGAAGUCAGGAGUUUGGCUUGCCUACCCAGAUAUUAAUUUUAAGGGGCAAGCUACAGUUUUGGAGGAGGACCAUGGCCUCUUUGAGAUUUCUGCAGCAGAAAUGAAGUCAUUGCAUCCACUUCAAAUGGGUGGACUGAAAGUGGAAAUGCCUAUGAACUUAAAGGUUAUUAUUUAUGAAAAACCUCACUUCCGUGGACAGGCCAAGGAGUUUAGUGAACAUAUAGAUUCUGUCUCUAAUUUUUUAAAAAAUAAUGGGGACCUCCAUGGAAUUGGAUCAAUUCGUGUCGUCGGUGGAGUGUGGGUUGCCUACGAAAAAGAACAUUUUAAAGGCCAGCAAUUCCUGCUUGAAGAGGGAGACUUUGAAGACAGUAAUGCUUGUGGGGCAUUAAGUGGCCCCAUCUUGUCUUUCCGGUACUUACAAGCUAAUUUUAUAGAAUCUUCUAUCACAUUGUUUGAAUCUGACCUAGAAAGUGGGAAGUUUAUUGACAUUACAAAUCAGGAAAUUUCUGACUUAGAAGAAACUGGCUUUGGCAGUGAAAUAAGAUCCAUUCACGUUAAAAGUGGAGUAUGGGUUGCCUACCAGCAGAAGUUCUUCUGUGGAGAACAAUACAUUUUAGAGAAAGGGAAAUACAAAUGCUUUUUCGAUUGGGGAGGAUCAAAUAAUAUAAUCAUGUCGAUACGACCUAUCCAACUGCUGUCAGAUGUCAGUUGGCUCCUGUAUUACCAAGAGGACAUUUUUGAUAAUCAGUGUGUACUAGAAGAAGGCCUCUAUGCCGACCUCACUUCCUGUGGCUGCCCAGCAUCUAGAGUCAAAUCUCUCAAGCCCAUUGACUAUGUUUUUGAAGAACCCUCCAUCAGCCUUUUUGCUCUGGAACAUUGUGAGGGAAGAGAGUUACAUCUAGAAGAGGCAGUGAACUCUGUUCUGAACAAGGACCUGCACUUCUACACCCAGUCUGUGUGGGUUAAAAGUGGACUAUGGAUAGCUUAUGAAGGAUCCAAUUUCUUGGGAAGGCAAAUCCUACUUGAGCCUAAUGAGAUCCCAAAUUGGACAGCAUUCAGUGGAUGGAAAACAAUCGGUUCCCUCCGUCCCAUGAAGCAGCCUGCAGUGUACAUCAGAAUAAAGAACCGAGCCCAGGAUGAGUAUCUGACAGUCACUGGAAAUCUGGCGGACACAAGGGCAACAUCUGUGUGCAUCUCUCCCUACAGUGGAAAGAAUACUCAGAUCUGGCACUACUGUCGAGGACUCUUUAAAUCCAAGGCCAGUGAUACAUGUCUUGAUGUGAUUGGUGGCCGGGACACACCUGGAGCUAAAGUGGCCCUGUGGACCGAACAUGGGCAAUUCAGGCAGAAGUGGAGACUGAAUAAAAAUGGAACUAUCAGCUCGUAUCUCAGUGAUCAACUUGUCCUUGAUGUUAAAGGAGGAAAUUAUUGUGACAAGACUCAUGUAAUUGUAAAUCAGCCCCUGGAGGGAGAAGAAACACAGAAAUGGGACAUUGAAAUAUUGUGAGAGAAUCAACUACAUCCCUAGAAAGAGCAGAGGAAGAAGGUAACCCACAUCCCUCAUUGUCCUGCACAUGUGGCAAGGAAGCUACUGUCCUCACGCUCCUGGAUCACUGAGCAGAAAGGACUUCUCUCCCAGGCUCUUAACCAUGGAAAAGCUAAAAUAUUCUUGCCAGUUACUCAGUGUUCCUGUGGAGAAAAUGUUACGAUUUCUGGGAAAGGUUCUAUUUCUGAUUGAUCUCCAGUUGUAGUGAGCAAGUUUCCUGAAGUCUGUGUUUUCUCUCCUAUCCACCAAACAUGAAUCCUAUUCCCGAUAGCCCAUUAUAGGACAGUGGUGAUGCCAUCACCCUGUAUUAGUUACU
Molecule: messenger RNA, 9322 nt
Organism: Propithecus coquereli (Coquerel's sifaka)
Lineage: Eukaryota; Metazoa; Chordata; Mammalia; Primates; Indriidae
Gene: CRYBG3
Product: beta-gamma crystallin domain containing 3
Exons: 21
Coding region: 154-8967 (2937 amino acids)
Biological process (GO): lens development in camera-type eye; visual perception
Molecular function (GO): structural constituent of eye lens
Source: RefSeq, a predicted model, not a curated record